Molecule: messenger RNA, 371 nt
Organism: Lecanosticta acicola
Lineage: Eukaryota; Fungi; Ascomycota; Dothideomycetes; Mycosphaerellales; Mycosphaerellaceae
Source: the annotation of a GenBank genome assembly
AUGGCGACUGCAAACGGCGGAUCGGGCGAGAAGACAUUCUUCGAGCAACAGCGAGAAUAUCUGAUCGGUGAUGUGGCUGCUGUGAGUGGGCUGGAAUGGGAGGAGCCACUCUCCCACUGGAUGCUAAUGUUUCGCAGAGCCUCGAGAACGUACUGCAGAACAUCAACAAGCUCAAUCGGAGUCUAGAAGGGGUCAUUGCGGUAUGAGAUUUCAUCUCUUAGUUGAGAAGGAAAACUGAUGUUUCCGCGAAGGUCGGCAAUGAGUUCAGCCAAGUCGAAGGCCUGUGGUCCCAAUUCGAGAACGUGAUGGCAAAGGGACCCGAUAAAGAGGAGCCGAAGGAGACCAAAGAAGGGGCUACAGAAGGCUCGUGA